AUGCCAUUCAAUUCGUCUAUAAAUGUUCCAAUAAAGCUCUUCUUUAAUGCUAUUUCAAAAAGAUCAACAUCACAUCCAAUAGAAUCAAUUCUAUUUGCUUUCAUCAGUGUCACUUUAGCGUACUUCAAACUCGCCCACGCAGUUAGACAUGAUGGCUUCGCCACUGCAGAUCAGUUAGAUAUCGACAAUGAGCACGAUUGGUGGUGGUCUGUGGCGUUAAGAGCUUUCGGUGGUAAAACUUGGUCAUUAGCAAAGAACGCUGAUAGCGUAGACAUUAUGAUCGUUUUAUUAGGAUACAUCCUUAUGCACGGUACAUUCGUGAAUCUCUUUGUCGAAAUGAAGAAAUUGGGGUCUAAAUUUUGGUUGGGUAUGUCAGUUAUCGUAUCAUCAGUUUUCUCCUUUGUUUGUGCCGGUUUAGUCGCCUACUACUCAGAUGUCCGUGUAGACCCUAUCAACUUGUUAGAAGCAUUGCCUUUCUUGGUUAUCACAAUUGGAUUUGAUAAGCCAAUCUCAUUAGCACGCGCCGUCUUCUCUUCUCAUGAUUUAGCACCACCGGUCUUCCAUCCAAAAGCAGGCGAUUAUUUUACUCUCGGUACACCACUCGAACACCCUUCAGAAGAAAGUCAAGUGAACAAAGUUAAAUUAGCUACACCUACACCUGCUUCCACGAUUGUUCAUCGCGCAAACACUAAAGUUGGUCCAAGAAUUGUCAGAGAUACAGCAUUAGAAAUCGCAGUUCUUAUCUUGGGUGCUGCAUCAGGCGCUGCAGGUUUGAAAGAAUUCUGUAUCCUUUCAGCACUCAGCAUCGGUUUCGAUUGCUUCUUCUUGUUCGGUUUCUUGUCACCAAUACUAACCGUCAUGGUCGAAGUACAUCGUAUUAAGUUAUUGAGGGGUACACAAAAUACUAUUUACACAUCGGAAAAGGUCAACAACCCUCUCACAAAGUUAAAGGUUUUACUUUUAUCUUCAUUCCUCAUCCUUCAUUCGCUCAACCUUCUCACAACGCUCUCAUCACAAACAUCUUUGAAGAGAUUCUUGGAUGAUUCCUCAGAGAAUCAAUCAGCCUCUAUAUUUAGCGAUGCAUUCAACAAGGCCAACAACCUCUUCGAUAACGAUGCCAAUAGUAAUCACACAAAGGUUGCCUCAUUGGCUGUUCUUGAAGAUUUCAUGAGCGGUUGGACCCACCUUGUUGGCGAUCCUAUCAUGUCCAAGUGGAUUGUUUUGAUACUUGGCUCAUCUAUCUUCCUCAAUGGUUAUCUCCUCAAAGGUUUAGGUGGUGGUAGCGGUCCUUACACAGUCCAAAUCGACAACAAAGGAUCAAUCGCAGCUAGAAGACAUCUUACUGAUCAAACAGAUGAUAAAGAUGGAUUGAAAUUGAAAGCAUAUCACAUGCAGAAGGUUAAGGAAACAGCUGAAAAAGUCAACAGCCUUCCUUCACUUCCACCUACCUUACCAUCGGUGAAGGAAAUCGACAGACCGCUGCUUGUCAAUGACGCGGGACAUAUCGGACAUCCAAAGAUUAUUGAAGAGAGUUUAUCAACACCAGCUCAAGAAACACACUUCGGUAGAAGAAGUCUUGAAGAGUGCUCAGAAUUACUUCAAAGAUCAAAGGAUUCCCCAUCGAUUACACCAAGUACAGAAUUUAGCGAUGAAGAAUUCAUUAUGUUGGUUCAACAAGGUAAAAUUCCAAUGUACGCAUUAGAGAAAUUAUUAGGAGAUUUCGAAAGAGCUGUCAAAAUCAGAAGAGCUGUUAUUUCACGUCAAUCAACUACUGCAACUUUAGAACAUUCAAAAUUACCAAUGAGAUAUUACGAUUAUCAACAAGUUAUGGGUGCGUGUUGUGAAAAUGUUAUUGGUUACAUGCCAAUUCCAGUUGGUGUAGCCGGACCACUCAAAAUUGAUGGAGAUUUAACACCAAUUCCAAUGGCCACUACUGAAGGAACAUUAGUCGCAUCAACGAGUAGAGGUUGUAAAGCACUAAACGCAUGUGGCGGUGUAACAACAGUUUUAACAAGAGAUGGUAUGACAAGAGGGCCUGCCUUAGAAUUCCCUUCAGUUGUUGAUGCAGCACGUUGCAAGAAAUUCAUCGAUUCGAAGCAUGGUACCGAUUAUAUUACUUCACACUUUAAUCAAACUAGUAGAUUUGCUCGUUUACAACAACUUAAGUGCACACUUGCAGGUAGAACUCUUUAUGUUAGAUUCGCAACAACAACAGGUGACGCUAUGGGUAUGAAUAUGAUUAGUAAGGGCGUUGAAAAGGCAUUGGCAGCACUUCACGAACAAUUUCCUACAAUGCAGACUUUGGCUCUUUCCGGUAACUAUUGUACUGAUAAGAAACCAGCUGCUAUCAACUGGAUUGAAGGUAGAGGUAAAUCUGUCGUUGCUGAAGCGGUCAUCUCAGGUGAUGUUGUUAAGAAUGUUCUCAAAUCUAGUGUUAGCGAUUUAGUUAGACUUAACACUAAGAAGAAUCUCGUUGGUUCUGCUAUGGCUGGCUCAAUCGGUGGAUUCAACGCACAUGCUGCCAACAUUCUGACAGCUAUUUACCUUGCCACUGGUCAAGAUCCUGCACAAAACGUUGAAUCAUCAAAUUGCAUAACAUUAAUGGAGAGUGUGAAUAAUGACAAUGACUUAUUAGUAACUUGCUCAAUGCCUUCAAUUGAAGUUGGUACCGUUGGUGGUGGUACUGUCCUCUCACCCCAGGGUGCAAUGUUGGACUUACUUGGUGUGAGAGGAGCGAAUCAAGUAGAGCCUGGUGCAAAUGCUCAAAGACUCGCUCGGAUAAUUUGUGCGUCAGUUAUGGCUGGCGAACUUAGUUUAAUGGGUGCCUUGGCUGCCGGACAUCUCAUCAAAGCACACAUGCAACACAAUAGAACACCGCAACCUAGUAGACCACAAACACCAAGCUUACUAACACCAGUAACACCUUCAACUAUUGGCACAAUACCUACAGUCAAUUCAACAACAUCAUUGAAUGCCUUACGAGUUAAUGCACUUAAAAGUUCAAAAUAG
Molecule: messenger RNA, 3009 nt
Organism: Wallemia mellicola CBS 633.66
Lineage: Eukaryota; Fungi; Basidiomycota; Wallemiomycetes; Wallemiales; Wallemiaceae
Exons: 5
Coding region: 1-3009 (1002 amino acids)
Biological process (GO): coenzyme A metabolic process; isoprenoid biosynthetic process; ergosterol biosynthetic process
Cellular component (GO): peroxisomal membrane; endoplasmic reticulum membrane
Molecular function (GO): hydroxymethylglutaryl-CoA reductase (NADPH) activity; protein binding
Source: RefSeq, a predicted model, not a curated record